AUGGGCUCAGACCAUCCCAACGACUAUGCCGUUUUCGUAUCGGGACUCCCACACAAUGCAACCGACGAAGCCGAGAUUUCCGACUUCUUUCACAGGAACGCGGUUCGAGAUAGAGGAGUGGAAGUUGUCAAAGCGCUAGUUUGCUUCGAAAUAACACAACUGUUCGCUGCUGUGAAACAGAAGAAGCGUGCUGAAAUGAAUCUUUCCCAGGAUCCAGGCAACCCGCAUCUCCAGGCUGAGGUGGUGGCCGCGAAGGAGGCCCUCGCCAGUGUUGCUCCUGACAGGGCGGCCAAGAUACAAUCAUCAGGUCACGCCGUAGUCAUUUUCAGAUAUCAGAAGGACCAUCGUGCCUGUUUACGCUACUGGAAUGGCAUAAGCCGCCGACUCGUCAAUAUGUUAAUGAGUAUCGGCCUGGACUGUACCUGCCUCGAUAGUGCUCCGCGGUUCAGAGGCUGCCGACUGAAGGUCAAAAGGGCUCCAAACCCGACUGAUUUUCAGUGGGAGAACCUUGGUGUCACAUCGCAAGAGCGGCGGACAGCUCAGUUCACCACUUUGGCAUUUAUAUCUGUUAUGAUAGCUGCCUGUGGUCUGGCUUGCUUUGGGUUACAAAAGCUUCAAGAGGGAAUAGCAGAAGACGGUGGUUCGGCUAUAUUGUAA
Molecule: messenger RNA, 657 nt
Organism: Perkinsus marinus ATCC 50983
Lineage: Eukaryota; Perkinsozoa; Perkinsida; Perkinsidae
Exons: 7
Coding region: 1-657 (218 amino acids)
Source: RefSeq, a predicted model, not a curated record